Molecule: messenger RNA, 306 nt
Organism: Histoplasma capsulatum G186AR
Lineage: Eukaryota; Fungi; Ascomycota; Eurotiomycetes; Onygenales; Ajellomycetaceae
Exons: 2
Coding region: 1-306 (101 amino acids)
Source: RefSeq, a predicted model, not a curated record
AUGGCCGUUGCAUUGAUAGAGAGAACUGCGCCGGUGACAGCUAAUCAGCAAGCAUGUGGAAUCGAUCGUGAUUCAAUAACCUUGGUAGCUUUCCAACGGCCAAACUCAAUUGACAAUUUGGCAGGCAGCCGGACGGAGAGGCUGGCGUCGCUAGUUGGUGUGAGCCGUUUAAUUCCAGGUAUCAUUGGUGGAGCCGUCAUCGCCGCCGAAUCAUGGGAGCAAUGCGGCGCAGCUGAUCUGAUUGUUUCCACAUACUGGACAGAAAAGGAGGCGAUCAUGAUCCAGUCACAUCACGAAGGUGCAUGA